This is a messenger RNA of Pseudogymnoascus verrucosus, 1947 nucleotides long. RefSeq lists its product as uncharacterized. Bases 476 to 1582 code for a protein of 368 amino acids. The transcript is spliced from 3 exons. The record is from RefSeq and is a predicted model, not a curated record. Gene Ontology annotation, molecular function: protein binding. Lineage: Eukaryota; Fungi; Ascomycota; Leotiomycetes; Thelebolales; Thelebolaceae.
AUCUGGUCCGAGAAUGUGACAGUGCGGCAGAAAGUCACAGUUACCGUAUGCACGCACUGGCACCAUAAGAUACUGGUGGUUGCACCAGCAAACUUGAUAAUUAGUGGACCAACGGAAAUGAGGCCCAGAAGGAAAUUGUAAGAAUAUAAAAGAUAGGAAAUAAUAGUCGAUGGACUCAAGCAAGGAAACCAGAAGAGUAGAAAAUAAGCACAGAGUCUAGCUGAGUAACAAGGCGUUGGCGUUGUGAGGAAUUGUGCUGUAAUUCUUGUUGCCUAUCAAAUGUCUACAAAGUAAAACCACCACCAGAGCCUUAAAGUAACGCACCAUUGCCCUUUCAUUCACCGAGCUACAUACCACAUCACGACAAGAAUCUGACUCGUCAUUCAUCCAACGUGUGCAUCGUCGCAAACUCCUGCCACAUUACCUGACCCGUCGAUCCUUGGCUUCAAUCAUCACAUCCCCGCCAUCCGCGAUAAUGGUGGAAAUAACUGAGGGAGGUACCCCUCCUCAAGCUCCCCAGGGCGACGACCAACACUCCAAGUCUCCGAGGGACAGCAAAGGAUGGGAUGGCAAGCUACGCGUUGAAAGGCGUCCGGUUAUGACAAAUCCAGAAGCUAUUUCCGACCCAGAGUAUUCUGACGAGGAGAACAUCCUACCAGGGGAGCAGAUCGGCCCAGAUGAGGAUCUCCUUCAAGACGAGCCAUCCGAUGUGGAGGAAAUCGACUGCAUACAUUCACGAGUCGCCUCAGUCCCCUCUCUCAACCUGGAUAGGUUCACGAAGCUUGUUCGUCUUUGCCUGCGACAAAAUGCUAUCACGGAAAUCGAAGGGCUCUCGAGUCUUGCGGAAACUCUGAGAGACCUGGACUUUUAUGACAAUUUAAUAUCACACAUCAAGGGCCUGGAAGACCUGACGAACCUCACCAGCUUGGACUUGAGCUUCAACAAGAUCAAGCAUAUCAAACGUGUGAACCACUUGACGAAAUUGACGGAUUUAUACUUCGUGCAGAACAAGAUCAGUACGAUCGAGGGCCUUGACGGCCUGACACAACUACGAAAUCUCGAGCUUGCUGCGAACAGAAUACGAGAAAUCCAGAACCUCGAUACACUCACUGGCCUGGAGGAGUUGUGGCUUGGGAAGAACAAGAUUACAGAGAUGAAGGGCUUGUCGUCACUGUCAUCAUUGAAGAUUCUCAGCAUCCAGUCAAACAGAAUCCGCGAGAUAUCGGGCCUCGAAGAUCUACAAACCCUGGAAGAACUAUACAUCUCCAACAAUGCUCUGAGCUCCCUCUCCGGCCUGGAGAAAAAUCUUAAACUAAGAGUGCUCGACAUCAGCAACAACACUGUUUCCAGCCUGGCUGGUCUAGGACAUUUGGAGCAGCUCGAGGAACUCUGGGCAAGCUACAAUAAGAUUGAUAGCUUUGCGGACGUGGAGAAGGAGCUGGCUGAUAAGAAACAGCUGACCACCGUAUACUUUGAGGGCAACCCCGUGCAGCUGAGGCAACCCGCGCUGUACAGGAACAAGGUUCGACUGGCUUUACCACAGAUACAACAGAUUGACGCUACAUUUGUGAGAGUAACAUAGGAUCUUGCAUACCAUGUGCUAGUAUCACAACACCGAGCACAGAUACGCUUCAUUUCACAGAAUGGCUUCGUUCCAAGCUGAAGAUGAUGAAGGACGUAUUUGUGGCUUUUGCAAGUUGAGCCGCAGCAGAGCCUGAAUUACGGGGAAUGGGACUUCAAGAAGUGUAUGAUUUAAAGACCAGAACAUGUCACUAUGUAUUGGUAAAGGAGACUUCAAACACUGAAGUGUCAGUUCCUCAUGACGAUAAUGCGAUCGUUUCAUACGGUGCGUUCUGAUACAUUCAAGGCGAGGGUAUCAACAGUCACAGAGCACCCAACAGAAGACUGUGGGCAUCAGGAUGGACCAUAGCUGCCAAAGAGAUAACU